Molecule: messenger RNA, 750 nt
Organism: Puccinia triticina
Lineage: Eukaryota; Fungi; Basidiomycota; Pucciniomycetes; Pucciniales; Pucciniaceae
Exons: 5
Coding region: 1-750 (249 amino acids)
Biological process (GO): protein O-linked glycosylation
Molecular function (GO): protein N-acetylglucosaminyltransferase activity; protein binding
Source: RefSeq, a predicted model, not a curated record
AUGCCGAUUUUCGCUCGCCCGUCCCUGAAGAGGAUCGCCAGCUCAGCCGCGAAGGCCGCCGGUGCCCGGAUCGGGAUGCCCUGUCGACUCUCCGCCCUCCGGCUCUCGCCCCGCUCCGACGACUGUGCACCCCUCCAUGCUCGCCGGGACAGGCCGCCGCCCGGCACAAGGAGUCUGUCGUCCUCGGCGCCCAGUGGGUAUGCCAAUCCGACCAAGACCCCGGCUAGCUCGGUCGAGCCGGUCGGCCACCAGAGUCGGAACCUGAUCGAGGACGGCUCCCGUUUGUUGGAGAAGGGAGAUCUCGAGGGCGCGCUGGAAAAAUACGAAGAGAGUAUUGCGAUGGCGCCGAGCUCGACGGGAUACUACAACCUGGGCAUAGCGCUCUACCAGCUGAAGCGGAUCCCGGAGGCGAUCGAGGCGUGGCAGGAGUCCCUGGCAGACGGGCCCUCGGCGGACGUGCACACCAACCUGGCCUCGGCAUACAUCCUCUCGAAGCCGCCGGAGCCGUUCAAGGCGCUCGAGCACCUCAAGAAGGCCGUCGAGCUCGACCCGACCGACGGCGAGAUCUGCUUCAACCUCGGCGCGGUCAACGAAGCCAACGACCAUCUCGCGGAUGCCCUGGCUGAAUACACCCGCGCCCGCCAGCUGGGUGUCGAGCGGGCCGAGCAAAACAUCCGCAACGUCGGCGCAAAGCUGCUGCGGAAACGGCUCGAAGAAGAGGAGCGCGAACAGGCGGCCAAGAAGAAGUAG